Ictidomys tridecemlineatus (thirteen-lined ground squirrel) is the source of this 1930-nucleotide messenger RNA. RefSeq names its product myelin protein zero (gene Mpz). Gene Ontology annotation, biological process: myelination. Gene Ontology annotation, cellular component: plasma membrane. The record is from RefSeq and is a predicted model, not a curated record. Lineage: Eukaryota; Metazoa; Chordata; Mammalia; Rodentia; Sciuridae.
AGGAACCCCCCGCUCAGUUCCUUGUCCCCCACUCUCUUCACCCCACAGAUGCUCCGGGCCCUAGCCCCUGCCCCAGCUAUGGCUCCUGGGGCUCCCUCAUCUAGUCCCAGCCCUAUCCUGGCUGUGCUGCUCUUCUCUUCUUUGGUGCUGUGCCCUGCCCAGGCCAUUGUGGUUUACACAGACAGGGAAGUCUAUGGUGCUGUGGGCUCCCGAGUGACCCUGCACUGCUCCUUCUGGUCCAGUGAGUGGGUCUCAGAUGACAUCUCUUUCACUUGGCGCUACCAGCCCGAAGGGGGCCGAGAUGCCAUUUCGAUCUUCCAUUAUGCCAAAGGACAACCCUAUAUCGAUGAAGUGGGGACCUUCAAAGAGCGUAUCCAGUGGGUAGGGGACCCUCGAUGGAAGGAUGGCUCCAUUGUCAUACACAACCUUGACUACAGUGACAACGGCACUUUCACUUGUGAUGUCAAAAACCCACCAGACAUAGUGGGCAAGACCUCUCAGGUCACACUCUAUGUCUUUGAAAAAGUGCCAACUAGGUACGGGGUCGUGCUAGGAGCUGUGAUUGGGGGCGUCCUUGGGGUGGUGCUGUUGCUACUGCUGCUUUUCUACCUGGUUCGGUACUGUUGGCUACGCAGACAAGCGGCCCUGCAGAGGAGGCUCAGUGCCAUGGAGAAGGGGAAAUUGCACAAGCCUUCCAAGGACUCGUCGAAGCGCGGGCGGCAGACGCCAGUGCUGUAUGCCAUGCUGGACCACAGCCGAAGCACCAAAGCUGCCAGUGAAAAGAAGUCUAAGGGGCUGGGGGAGUCUCGCAAGGAUAAGAAAUAGCGGUUAGCGGGCCGGGCGGGGGAUCGGGGGUCAGGGGCAGAGUCCGCUAAAGGUUCUCAGGUGGUGGUCAUCGAGAUGGAGCUACGAAAGGAUGAGCAGAGCUCGGAGCUCCGACCUGCUGUCAAGUCCCCCAGCAGAACCAGCCUCAAGAACGCCCUCAAGAAUAUGAUGGGCCUGGACUCGGACAAGUGAUCACCGCCCCCAGACCCUGCCAGAGCAGGGGGACCUAGGCUCCUCUUAUCCCCCGUCUAGGUGCUUUCCUCCCUUGCUCCCCAGCCCUGCCCUGCCCUGCCCUCACCUCCCUUUGAGAUGUAAGUUUCAUUCUAAAAUUCAUUCCCAAACACUUGUAUUGCCCCCCCUCACCCCCUGACUUUCUGGGAUCCCAGGGACUAAUCAUACCCCUCACCUGCCCCAAGGGCUGUGUGUUUGGUGUCUGUCCCUCAGGCACUGAGAAGAAAGGGAACUUGAUAGCCCCUGCCUCAAUUCCAGACCACCUGUUCUUCCAUCCCUUGCACCCUAGCCUGACCCCUCUGGCUCUUUCCUUUCCCGCCCCUCCCUCCCCUCCAACAAGUGACCCAGCUCCAUUAUCUGUCCUGUUAACACUCAGAUCACCCCGAUCAGACUCUCCUUCAGGGUUUAUUUAGGUUGUUGAUUAUUUUUUAUUUUUUAAUCCUUUGUUUGCUUGUUUGUUUACCUGUGCCCAUGCUCUGCCCUUACCCCCAUGACUGAGGACCGAUGACGUCAUGUGGCUUUUUCAGGCCCCCAACCCCAUUAAACAGAGGGGCCCCUGAUCCUCAGACCUCAGCUUGAUACUUCCUGAUCACUUUGGAGCACUGUUCUAGGACUCAAGAACUUGGAGAAGGAUGAGGGGAGAGAGAAAGGAUCCUCAAAGGUCAGGGGUGGAGGAGGGGGGCAAAUGAGCCUUAAGAAAUGGCUUUAAACAAUCAAAUAGAAAGCAGGAAAAAAACAAAUGGGAAGUAGGGGGAAAAGGAAGAGGCUGCUCUCCCAGCUAUAGGGAAUUCUUAGGAAUUUUCUACAUUCUGUAUAUUGCUUUUCAAAACUCCAAAUGUCCUUAAAUGUUUAAUAAACACUGACAUUUCCAGAA